GCAUACCCAGCUACCUGCAGGCAUGUCGCACUCCAGUCCCCGCUGCGUAUGACAUGAGAGAACUACAUGUCCUGUGCUCGCUGUUGGAUAUUUCGGAACAGUGCGUUUCGGUGAACAAGAGUAGAACGGGCGGGGGGGGUGGCUGCCGUGUGUGUGAGGAUGAGGAGACGUGGGGAGAACUAAGCCAAGUUUGAUAGGAACUCAAGGGUGGGGGGGGGAGAGGAGGAAGAAGGGGCUCGGCGAGCAGCAAGUGCGUUUGUUACACAUGUUGCCUUGUAGGUACAUCAGUGCGCAAGAUGCUGACGACAGGGUUGGGGUGUUUUCCUUCCUGUUGCAGGGGACCAUGGUUAUGUUGAAGAUCUCCGCUUUCCUCGUUGCCUACGCCCUGGUCAUCUGCCAGAUGUACUGCUCACAAGCCGCCCCUGCCAGACCAGGUUUAGAGUCCAUGUCAGAACGAGUCACGCUCACGGACUACGAGGCGCGAAGGUUACUGAACGCCAUCGUCAAGGAGUUUGUGCAGAUGACGGCAGAAGAGAUGGAACAGCAGGUGACGGAGGGAAACAGCAUGGACAGGCCUCUAACCAAGCGCUGUUCCAACCUCAGCACUUGCGUGCUGGGCAAACUGUCUCAGGAGCUGCACAAGUUGCAGACAUUCCCCCGCACGAACGUGGGAGCGGGAACGCCCGGCAAGAAGCGCGGCGCUCCUGAGAGGGACAGCUAUGCAAGCUACGGCGAGACGUUUGACAGCAUCUGAACCCUUCUUUCUCCUCUCUCUCCUUUUAUUUAUCCUUCCUUCUUUUCUAUCUCUUCAUCCCGGUUUGCUCUCCGUAUUUUUCAUCCUGGCAAGUGCAUGCUGACUCCUACCGGCUUGAGAAGAACCUGACUGUUUUCUCUCUUUUUAUGUACCUCUUUCCCGCCUUUUUACCCUGCUUGGUUUUUUUUUUUUUUUUUUUUGGGGCAGAGAAUAAUUUGUUCCUUUUUUCUCAGACAAUCAGACACAAUUUACACAGCUGUAAUUUACAAUAUCAGAUAUCCAUUUCUGUGUAGUGUUUUUGAUGGCAUCUGAUAGACAGAUCACUUAAUGUAACCAUUAAUAAAUAAUCCACUCAUGAAGACACCAUGUUUGUUGUUCAAUAAACGUAUUUUUCUACCAGGAA
Xiphophorus hellerii (green swordtail) is the source of this 1157-nucleotide messenger RNA. Its product is annotated as calcitonin gene-related peptide. Gene Ontology annotation, molecular function: calcitonin receptor binding; hormone activity. The coding region runs from base 266 to 754 and encodes 162 amino acids. Gene Ontology annotation, cellular component: extracellular region. The record is from RefSeq and is a predicted model, not a curated record. The transcript has 3 exons. Gene Ontology annotation, biological process: adenylate cyclase-activating G protein-coupled receptor signaling pathway; regulation of cytosolic calcium ion concentration. Lineage: Eukaryota; Metazoa; Chordata; Actinopteri; Cyprinodontiformes; Poeciliidae.